AAGACAAUCGUUGCUAUUCAAAGAUGGCGGUCAUAACAAACGUGUGGAAGUGCGGUAGGAGAACUAUUUUUCCGUCGUUUGUCGUUAUUUGCUUCUGUCUAUUGCCAGUAUUGUGUGAGGAAGAAGCGGAUAUAAACUUCAACUUCAGUGAAAUCCCUGGAAUCGACCCUGAUGAGUUUGAGGAACCAAUUGGGAAAAUCAGGAGAGGUGCCACAAGACAUGUGGAUGAAAUUAAGAAGGAAAAACUACCUCAGGAUUACUACCAAAUGCAUGCUGGAAAGAAGUUGUUUUUGACGUCUGAUGGCAAGAGGAAACUGCACAUCUUUUGCUAUAAUGGGGAGUCAAAGGUGCUCAUUACAGUCUUCAAAACUGUUGAGCUUCACCUAGACAUUGAGGAUGACAAUUUCCAUCACUACGAGGGUCAGAACUCAUCAGUCGUAAGACAGCAGCACCAAGAUGCCUCCUGGCUGGCUUUUUAUCCAUGGCGGGUUAGAACAUUUAAGCUUGACUUGUACAAGCCAUCUUGCAUUGGGAUUGACAGCAAGAAUGGGUUCAAGGUUGAACUGCGUGUAAGAUGGGUGGACUUCUGGCGUGUCACAAUGCUUUUGAGCGCUGUGGUGUUGUUCUUCAUGUCUAGACACCUUGCAAAGAAUGUGUUUUUCCACUACACAACAGGCAUCACAUUUGGGGUCUUUGGGUCCCUUCUGAUUUUGGUGUAUAUUCUGGCAAGGCUUAUUCCAAAGAAAUCAGGUGCUGUAACAGUAAUGAUUGGUGGAUGGGGUCUAGCUGUCUACCUGAUCCAGUACUUGUGGCAGAAUCUGGUAACAAUUAUCAAGGAGAAUCAUGCAAUUGCUGUAGGGUAUGUUGUUGUAGCUGGACUGAUAAGCUUUGCCAUUGUAUAUCGAUAUGGACCGCUGACAGACCAAAGAUCUAUCAACUUGGUGCAAUGGGCUAUGCAGAUGGUUGCCAUUAUCGUGGUGUUCUUGAGUAGCCAAUAUCGUGAGGCAACACUUGGACUAGUGAUCGUCAUGCUGUCAUACCAUAAUGUGCCUGACAAGUGGAAAGCGAAAGCUCUCACUUACUGGAGACGUCGGUUUCCUCCAAAGGUGAGGCCGCUGACAGAGGAAGAGUACAUUCAGCAAGCAAAUGUUGAGACGCGCAAAGCUCUUGAGGAACUGAGGAGUUUCUGUCGAUCCCCAGGCUGUGAUGCUUGGAAAACUGUCUCAAGACUAAAAAGUCCUCAGAGAUUUGUGGAGUUUGUUGGAAAACCUCAAAAGAGGAUCAGUUCCACAUCAAAGAAAGCCAACAGGGAGAGAUUCGCAGAAUUUGUGGAAGGCGGCUCCCAUCUGGACGACGACAUGAUCCUUGCUUAUGAGAGUAACCAUUUAACUCCUACGCGUCUAGAUGAUGAAGAACUGUUCCUCACAACAGACAGUGAAGAAGAUGCUGACUGAAUUUAAAGGAGCAAAUACUUUGGUUUAGUACUUAAGACCAAUUAAUCACCUCACAAGAUACUUGAGACCUCAAGUGAAACUGCCUUUCUUCUUUUUCAUUUGUUAUGUGUCUGCAGUUUGUAUGGUCAACUGGUUUUAGUUAUAUUGCAUUGACUUCAAGAAUGUUUUCAGAAAAAAGGAUGGACAAUUUUGCUUAUGGUAUAUGCAUUCACUCAGCAAUAAUUUUGUUCUUAAGAGAUUGAGCUUCUUGUCUUGUAUAUAUUGUCAAAACUAAUGUAUUCAGUAAAAAAAAAAUCUUUCUUUUCUUUUUGUUCUAAAAAAGUUAUCUCAAGGUUAAUUGUAUUGAUCUCAGUCACUCAAAAAUACAUAUUCCCCAGAUAUCUUCAUGUGUGUAUCAUAAUAAUUAUUCUAAGAUUCAAGAUUCUCAUUUUUAGAUACACAAUAAUUUAAUAUGAAACAGCCAUUAUGUUUAGUAUUAGUAAUUGUGAGCUGAUUUCACCUGAAAUACCUACUUGUUUGUCACAUUUUUGGGAACUCUUAUGUAUCUAACUUCUUUUCAUGUUAUGGUCGUUUUUGUAUGUUUUUGCAUGAUGUAGCUGAUCCAACCCAGUGCUCAAUGAUGACUCAUUUCAUCCCCACUCUUCUUUCACCAUUCAUUCAUCAAGCAAAUGCUGUUCAGCAUACUUUCCUAAUUUAAGAGAGAAAUAACUAAGUUAAAAGUGGUAAUCGGCCAUGUUAAGGUAUGGAUGUGGCUGGUUUGGCAGAGUGCAUGAAACAAGCAGUAUGAGAUGAGAGAAAUAGAAAAGGACAAUGAGAGAUCCAAUAAUGUAGCACUUACUUAGUUUUACAAAAUGUUGAUAUUGUGCUUCCACAUACUAUUUAUUAAAAUGUAUGUAAAAUAUAACAUUGAAAAUAAAUACAUAAAGUCAUACGAUUAAAAAACUAUGUACAGUCAUAUCUAUUUGACCUAAACAACCUUGAAAUGUUGAAUUAGGAUUGCAGUAUCAGCAUUUAACUGGUUAACAUUUUUUAUCUUACUCUGAGGUUUGCAAAUUUUCAAUUUCUUCAGUAUCUUUGCCACAUAUAGAUGCAGGUAUCUAUGCAGAUUGAUUGCCAUUCAUUAUGGAUCAUGUAUAUCAGUGGUAACAACAGUAAUUUUAAGCAAUGAGUGAGAUCAGUGAACAAUAAUGAAAUUACGGUGAAAGUUCUAUGCAUAAAUUGUUCAUCUAAACUCAUCUCUCAUAGAAAAACUACCAGACAACAGAAAGGUUAUACUGAUGGGGUAUGAAUUACAUAAGUAGAUAACACAACAGUCUCGCCCAGGUAUUUACUCCAACAUUUCUUGUCUUUUACAUUUAAAGUGCUAACUUUUUGGAUCUCUAAAUACUGCUGAUGCAAUUUUUAUAUACCUGGAGUGAUUGGUUUGCUAUUGUUUAUAAUCUUAUACAAAGUAUGAGAAUGAUAACAUGUAACUCCAUUGUAACUUAAUAAGAAUCUGCCAAAUAGUUGAAUAAGAUUGAUGUGAUUUUUCUCAUUGAGAGGAGUGAUUUUUAAAACAAUACAAUAAGUCUUAUAUUUAUUUCUACAUCUCUAUAGUUUGUAAUGAAAUAUUGUAAAAGUUUACUUACAUAAAUGAAACGGUUAUUA
Messenger RNA from Penaeus monodon (black tiger shrimp), 3101 nucleotides. RefSeq names its product nuclear envelope integral membrane protein 1-like (gene Nemp). Gene Ontology annotation, cellular component: nuclear envelope. The record is from RefSeq and is a predicted model, not a curated record. The coding region runs from base 24 to 1454 and encodes 476 amino acids. The transcript has 10 exons. NCBI's taxonomy places the organism in Eukaryota, Metazoa, Arthropoda, Malacostraca, Decapoda, Penaeidae.